AAAUAAAUCAUUCUACAGGAAGCAUGAAGCCAGUCUUCUGUGGAAAUUUUGAGUAUGAUGCGCGUGAGGGUGAUCUCGAACGACUUUUCAGGAAAUAUGGCAAGGUUGAGAGGGUUGAUAUGAAAGCUGGGUUUGCUUUUGUGUACAUGGAAGAUGAAAGGGAUGCUGAAGAUGCCAUCCGAGCGCUUGACCGCAUUGAAUUUGGGCGCAAGGGACGCAGACUUCGUGUUGAAUGGACUAAGAGUGAACGUGGAGGUGAUAGAAGAUCUGGUGGUGGUUCAAGGAGAUCCUCAUCCAGCAUGAGACCUUCCAAGACUCUCUUUGUGAUUAACUUUGAUGCGGAUAAUACUAGGACCCGGGAUCUAGAGAGACACUUUGAGCCGUAUGGAAAGAUCGUAAACGUUAGGAUCCGGAGGAAUUUCGCAUUUAUCCAAUAUGAGGCACAAGAGGAUGCCACAAGAGCACUGGACGCUACAAAUAACAGUAAGCUGAUGGAUAAGGUGAUCUCGGUGGAGUAUGCGGUGAAGGAUGAUGAUGCUAGAGGGAAUGGACACAGUCCUGAAAGACGCCGUGAUAGGUCACCUGAAAGGAGAAGGCGGUCACCUAGUCCUUACAAAAGAGAAAGAGGAAGCCCUGAUUAUGGCCGAGGUGGUAGUCCUGUUGCUGCCUACAGAAAGGAAAAAACCAGUCCUGACUAUGGUCGAAGACGUAGCCCAAGUCCUUACAAGAAAUCAAGGCGUGGCAGUCCCGAGUACGGCCGCGACCGCGACCGCAGAGGUAAUGAUAGCCCUCGCAGGAGGGAGAGAGUCGCAAGCCCUACUAAGUACAGCCGCAGUCCCAACAACAAGAGAGAGAGGAUGAGCCCUAAUCACAGCCCGUUGAAGAAGGAAAGUCCGAGAAAUGGGGUUGGUGAAGUUGAUAGUCCCAUUGAAAGGAGGGAGAGAUCAAGGUCUAGCCCGGAGAAUGGCCAAGUUGAAAGCCCUGGCUCAAUAGGAAGAAGAGACAGCGAUGGUGGUUAUGAUGGUGCAGAGAGCCCAAUGCAGAAGAGCCGGUCUCGUUCGCCAGCAGCUGACGAGUGAUGAAAGUGGAUCCACAAACUUCAUCAGAGUAGGAUGUUGUAACUGUUUGUAGUCAACACUAUGUCGUUUGCUUAAAAGCUUUUUGAUAGAUUCGAACUCGGAUCACUUUUAUUGUCGGAUUGAAAAACUUGGUCUGUGUGUCAAGAUACUGCAUUUUCGGUUUUAAUCAUCUCAGUUUGAAGUUUGAACCCCAAUCAUGAAAUAGAAGACAUCGUUAUUA
This is a messenger RNA of Arabidopsis arenosa, 1299 nucleotides long. NCBI's taxonomy places the organism in Eukaryota, Viridiplantae, Streptophyta, Magnoliopsida, Brassicales, Brassicaceae. The record is from the annotation of a GenBank genome assembly.